CAUGUGUCAAAAAAUGGCAAAUCAGAUUGCGUAGCAAAAGCGUCCUUGGUACGGUUUUAUUUCUGAUCUCAAAUAAAUUCGCAAAUCCAGCAUUAUUUUUUGUUUCGAUCCGGCAACACCGGCACUCGCUUUAACCUGCUUAAACACUCCACACAGCUAGCAAAUACCGAUGGCGGACAGUGCGGGAGAAUGGUGCCUGAUCGAGAGUGAUCCCGGCGUAUUCACAGAGCUUAUCAAAGAGUUCGGCGUGGACGGCGUUCAGGUGGAAGAGCUGUGGAGUUUGGAUGAGAACAGUUUCAAGGAUCUCGAACCAGUGCACGGGCUGGUGUUUCUCUUCAAGUGGGUAAAGGACGACGAACCGGCCGGAUCGAUCGUGCAGGACAGCCGGCUGGAGAAGAUCUUCUUCGCGAAGCAGGUCAUCAACAACGCGUGCGCUACACAGGCCAUCCUGAGCAUUCUGCUGAACGCAACCCACCCGGACAUUAAGCUCGGCAGCACGCUGACAGAUUUCAAGGAGUUUGCCUGCACCUUCGACGCGUACAACAAGGGCCUGGCGCUGAGCAAUGCCAGCCAGAUCCGCACGGUGCACAACUCGUUCGCCCGGCAAACGCUGUUCGAGCUGGACAACAAGAGCUCGGGCAAGGAGGACGUGUUCCACUUCGUCGGGUACGUGCCGGUGGACGGUCGGCUGUACGAGCUGGACGGGCUGAAGGAGGGACCGAUCGACCACGGUGCGGUCGGGCCGGGACAGGAUUGGCUGCAGGUGGUGCGACCCAUCAUCGAGAAGCGAAUGCUGAAGUACAGCAAGGGCGAGAUCCAUUUCAACCUGAUGGCCAUCGUGUCGGACCGGCAGCUGAUCUACCAGCAACAGAUCGAUCAGCUGCUGCAGGGCGACGAGUCGGAGAUGGAGACGGACGCCAAGCAGGACAAGAUCAAUCAUCUGCGCGUGCUGAUCGAGGACGAGGCGGCGAAACGGAAGCAAUACAGGACGGAAAACGUUCGCCGCAAGCACAACUAUCUGCCGUUCAUCGUGGAGCUGCUGAAGGCGCUGGCCGAGAACGGGCAGCUGAUGCCGCUGUACGAGAAGGCGAAGCAGCGGGCACUGGAGCGGGAGGCGGCGAAAUCGAAGCAAUCAUAAAAUGGUUCCAUUCUUUCCAUCGUAAUGCAUUUUCAUUUCGUAAUAAACGAUUUGCUACAAACGGUUGUUAUAAAGCAA
Messenger RNA from Anopheles arabiensis, 1216 nucleotides. RefSeq names its product ubiquitin carboxyl-terminal hydrolase isozyme L5 (gene Uch-L5). Gene Ontology annotation, biological process: protein deubiquitination; ubiquitin-dependent protein catabolic process. The transcript has 3 exons. The record is from RefSeq and is a predicted model, not a curated record. Gene Ontology annotation, cellular component: cytoplasm. NCBI's taxonomy places the organism in Eukaryota, Metazoa, Arthropoda, Insecta, Diptera, Culicidae. Gene Ontology annotation, molecular function: cysteine-type deubiquitinase activity. Bases 170 to 1138 code for a protein of 322 amino acids.